This is a messenger RNA of Salpingoeca rosetta, 1384 nucleotides long. RefSeq lists its product as uncharacterized. Bases 65 to 988 code for a protein of 307 amino acids. NCBI's taxonomy places the organism in Eukaryota, Choanoflagellata, Craspedida, Salpingoecidae. The record is from RefSeq and is a predicted model, not a curated record. The transcript is spliced from 5 exons.
UUUUUGUUGCUGAGCCGAUCCACCAUCCAUCAGCCAAGCAAGCAGAAAACAAAACAAAGGCGAUAUGGCGGUGAUGGUGACGGCGAUGAGCGCUGCUGCGUGCUGUGGUGUUGUGUUGAUGCUGCUGGCUCUCUCCACCAGCCUCGCAUCAGCGCAAGUGACGGUGCUGGUGGUGAGGGAUGACGGGAUUGCGUCCACGCCAAGCGACGAGCCACAGGACCCCACGUUCCAGACAAGCGCUCGCUUCCUGUUUGAGGCAAACACCUUCCGCAAGAACUUCCCCUUUGAGUGCUCCCUCGACGGCAGCCCCUUCUCAAGUUGCUUGUCGCCACACGAGAUCCCCGGCCCGCUGGCUGAUGGCUCUCACACUUUUAGCGUUCGUGUUCCUGGAAACCCCGGCACACAACACACAUGGACCAUCGACACCACCCCGCCCACGAUUUCUUUUGCAUCUGCACCGGAAGGGGUGAUUGGUGUGGGUGCGACUGCCGCCUUUGAAGUGGAUGCUUCUGAAGCGGUGCAGUUUCUGUGCCGCUUUGAUGAUGCGUACGAUUACGCGCCAUGUCCGUCGGGAACGAGCGGUGUUUGGAGCAGCAGCACGCAGUUUGAUUACGACAGCGUGGCAGCAGGUCCACAUCGGCUCCGCGUCGUUGCCCUUGAUCAAGCAGGCAGCGAAAGCAACCCGCUCCUGUUUGAGUUCAGCGCCGACGAUUGCGUCCUGACACCGGGGCUGUGCAAGCACAACAACAUGACUGACGCCACACAGCAAGGCAGCUGUGGUGCCGGGUAUUACCUCGACCUUGAAGACCGCAACAUCUGCCGCGCAUGCGUUGCUGUUCCCAGCUGUCCGCAGUCCCAGUUGCAUUGCACGAUGCGAUCCAAGUACAACUCCAUCUGCGGCACCUGCACCAGCUACUUCUCCACCAACCACACGGAGAACCACAUUGACUGCAGCGUUGUGAGCAUCUUCCCUUCGACAUCUCCAUGAGAAGGACUGUGCUGGUGCGAUUCCUCCUUGCAUGCCCCCUGCCACCCUUUUCAACCCUUUCUUUCUGACACACACACGCACGCAUGCAUGCACGCAAACACACACACACACACACGCACGCACGCGCGCACGAGCCUGCUUGCUGGCGUGUGCUGCACUCUUUCCAUUCAACCAACAUCUUGAGCCGUUAUUGUGUGUUUUUGUGUGCUUGCUGUUGUUGUACUUGCUUUCCUAUCACCUCUUCUGACGUCCUGGCUGGUGCAUUGGCAUGCACCACGCCACAAGCAAACAAGUACGCGCUUGCAACUUCCCCCCUCCCUCACUGCAUCUUCUGUAUUGGGUUCCUGCUUAGUGGUUUACCCUGUUCACUUUUAAUCCUGACCAAUAAAACCACCA